AUGUCAUUUGUCGAGGUUUUUCGGGAGAAAUCGUGGAACUCUUCAGGGUGGGCAACGUGGAAUGAUCCCUUUGACCAACGGAGGAUUCACGAUGACUCGUACUUAGAAUUGAUAACACUUCAUAAGUUGGUGAUGGAUAAGGUGACGGCAACGUCUUCUUCAUUAAGUCAAAU
Molecule: messenger RNA, 173 nt
Organism: Acaulospora morrowiae
Lineage: Eukaryota; Fungi; Glomeromycota; Glomeromycetes; Diversisporales; Acaulosporaceae
Source: the annotation of a GenBank genome assembly